Messenger RNA from Baudoinia panamericana UAMH 10762, 1494 nucleotides. RefSeq lists its product as uncharacterized. Gene Ontology annotation, cellular component: actin cortical patch; Rvs161p-Rvs167p complex; medial cortex. Gene Ontology annotation, biological process: actin cortical patch localization; endocytosis; plasma membrane tubulation. NCBI's taxonomy places the organism in Eukaryota, Fungi, Ascomycota, Dothideomycetes, Mycosphaerellales, Teratosphaeriaceae. The coding region runs from base 1 to 1494 and encodes 497 amino acids. The record is from RefSeq and is a predicted model, not a curated record. The transcript has 3 exons. Gene Ontology annotation, molecular function: protein binding; lipid binding.
AUGAAGUCAAUGCAACGGAAGUUUGGAGGGUUGAUGAAGCGCUCGGAGGACCAGGCAGACGUUGGAACGGUACUGGCCGAGUUCAAGGCAGCGGACGACAUGUUGGACAGACUCAUACAAGACAUCAAAUCGUGGCGCAACGGCUGGGAGGAUGUACUGAAGCUGCAGUAUGACUGCUCCGAGGCAUUCGCAUCGCUCUACAAGCCCAUCGAACCCACAUCCUCACCCGACAUGCACCACCAACCCGCCGUCACCCCGAGCAACUACAUGCAGAAAUGUCUCGGUUUGCAGAAGCUCUAUUCGGAGCUCAAGACCGACUUACAACAGGAAAUUACAAUGAUCGACAACAAGCUGCUCCGUCCCGCCGAACAGGCGAAGCAAAGCACCAAGCAGCUGCACAAGACGCUCAAGCAUCGCGAAAACACCAAGCUCGACUACGAACGCUACUUGAGUCGCACCGAGCACGCGCGGAGGAAGGAGACGCGGACGGUGAAGGAGGAGGCGGCGCUUGCUGCCCACGAGCAGAACCUCGCGCAGGCCCAGAUCGACUAUGAGACCGCCGACGAGCAGGUCAAGGAGGCCUUCCCACCCAUCACGGCCGCGAUACUGAGUCUGGUGCCGUACCUGCUCACCAACCAGCUAAUGUUACAAACGACACUCUCCGGACAAGUGUACACCGUCUUGGACAAGUAUACACGAGCGCACCACAUGCCGAAUCCAGCCCCAAGUGACGCGGAGAUUGUGCGGGUGUGGCAACAGGAGUUCGACGGCUUUCGACAGGAAUUAGAGCAAGGUAUCAGCAUCAUCGCCAGCGGUAAGGCGGUGCAGAUGGGUAUGGCGCUACCACCGGAAAAGAGUACCGUGACCGGACUGGGCCUCAGAGGUAAGGUCGGCGGCCUGGCAGCGAUGGGACGGAAAGGCAGCGCGCCGGCCGUGCCGACCACGAAACCAACCAUCGGCGCAAGAACGCCGUCCGGCAUGAGCGGCAAAUCUCUGACGUUCAACGCGCCCUACGACCAAAACCCAACCGCCCUCACCCCAUCCUGGCCCAACAAUCCACCUCCACCACCCGCCUACGACCAAUCCCCCGGCAACAUCUCCCCACCCUCCCGCUACGCCACCCCCGUCAACGGCAACUCUCCCACCACGACCACCACCACCACCUCCCCCGCACCAGAUUACUUCGCAGCAACCUCUUCUCGCCCGGAGCAGAACCGAAGCUUCUCGCAAUCCAGUCUCGCCUCGGCCGCGGCAGCGGUCGGUGCAGGCAAAAAGAAACCCGCACCGCCUAUCCCGAUCAAACGGAUACAGAGUAGUCAGGCGACGUACGUGACUGCCGUGUAUGAUUUCGAGGGGCAGAAUGAGGGCGAUUUGGCGUUUAGGGAGGGGGAUCGGAUUAAAGUGGUCAAGAAGACGGAUAGCGUGGAUGAUUGGUGGGAGGGGGAGUUGAGGGGGCGGGUGGGAAGUUUUCCUGCUAAUUAUGUGGAGGUGUGA